AUGGCGUGCGUUCGGGUGGCUGUGCGAGUUCGACCCCUCAACAAGAGGGAAAAGGAUCUGUCCUCCAAGGAUAUCAUUCGCAUGGAGGGAAAUAAGACCUGCAUCAUCAAUGCUAAGGUAUGGCAGGGCCGCGCUACCAAUUCAUCAGAAGAGAGGCGGAAGUCAUUCACCUAUGAUUUUUCAUAUGACUCCAGCAAUGAUGAGAAUCCUAACUUCACGACUCAGGAUAAGGUCUUCACCGACCUGGGUGGUAACGUUCUGGCGGCCGCCUUUGACGGCUACAACGCCUGCGUCUUCGCCUACGGCCAGACCGGCUCGGGAAAGUCCUACACCAUGAUGGGCAACACGGGUGACGCGGGUCUGACCCCUCGUAUUUGCGAGGGCCUCUUCAGCCAGAUCGCCCAGCUGUCCCUGGAUGACCACGCCUCCUUCCACACUGCAGUCAGCUAUCUGGAGAUCUACAACGAGCGCGUGCGAGAUCUGCUGUGCAGGAGGACACCGGAGGCAAGCAGCUUACGAGUCAGGGAGCACCCUAAAGAUGGCCCCUAUGUAGAGGGCUUGUCCACACAGCAGGUGAGCUGCUACAGUGAUGUGGAGGCUCUGAUGGAGAGGGGCAAUGGCAGCCGCGUCACCGCCAGCACAGCCAUGAACCAAACCAGCAGCAGAUCCCACGCCAUCUUCACCAUCCACUUCAGACAGGCCCGGUUCGAUGCGGAGCUGCCCAGCGAGACCACGAGCAAGAUCCACCUGGUGGACUUGGCAGGCAGCGAGAGGGCCGACGCCACCCGGGCCACAGGCACCAGACUCCGGGAGGGCGCCAGCAUCAAUAAGUCACUGGUGGUACUGGGCAACGUUAUCUCCACCCUGGCGGAUGCGAGCAUGUCCGGGGGCUCUGUGAUGAAGAGGAGGGGCUGCUUCAUCCCGUACCGCGACUCUGUGUUGACCUGGCUGCUCAAGGACAGCUUGGGGGGGAACUCCAAAACCAUCAUGAUUGCAACCAUCUCUCCUGCUGAGGUGAACUACGGCGAGACCCUGAGCACGUUGCGCUACGCCCAGCGGGUGAAGAGCAUCGUCAACCAGCCCACCGUCAACGAGGACGCCAGCGUCAAGAUCAUCCGCCAGCUGAGGCAGGAGAUCGCCCACCUCAAGGCCAUGAUGUCGGAGACGGGAAAAAAGUCUGAGGUGUUCCCUGUGGGCCCCCGGCAGGUAGUGAAUGUGGAGGAGAAGCUGCAUCGUAAUGAGGCUCGGGUCCUGCAGCUGACCCAGGAAUGGACCAACAAGUGGAGGGAAACGCAGAUCAUUUUAAGGGAAGAGACUGUGGCCCUGAGGAAGGAGGGUAGUGGCGUGGUACUGGACUCCGAUAUGCCCCACCUGAUUGGCAUUGAUGACGACCUCCUAAGCACCGGGGUCAUCCUUUACCGUUUACCCGAGGGCAGGACGGCGGUGGGCCGAGCGGACGCCACUACAAAGCAGGACAUCGUGCUGGAGGCUGCGGGUGUCCUGAGGGAGCACUGUGUGUUUGAGAACCGAGAGGGGGCCGUCACAUUGGCUCCUCUCCCCGGAGCUGCCUGCUCGCUCAACGGAACCCAGCUGACGGGCCCCUGUCAGCUCACACAAGGUGCAGUGGUGCUUCUGGGGACUUGCUCCACGUUUCGCUUCAACCACCCGAAAGAGGCCGCCGUACUGCGGCUGAGGAGGCAGAACGGCCUGCUGUCUAACAAAGACCUCUCUGGGUCGUCUGAGAGGCUGUUCAAAGCCAUGCUGCACCACUCGGGGGAGUACUUGAAGAAAGGACAGACUCUGGAGUCUGGUCCUGGACAUGGGGAGCUGGACGACAUCGAUAGGAGGUUGAGAAUGGAGGAAGAGGAAGAGGAGAGAAAGAGGGAAGAGGGAAGAGAGAGAAAAGAAGAGGAGAAAGAGGUGGAAGAGGAUGGAGAGGAAGAAGUUGGCGCCAGUGUUGCAGUGCCACUCUUGCUAGAGGACCGUUGCCCUCGGCAACAUCAGACACAGCAGCAUCAGGACCAGCAGCCUCAGCAUCAGGACCAGGAGGCUGAUGAGAGGACGGCUGGGCUGAGAGAUGAUGCUCAGGGCAGGGCUCAGCCUGGACCACCAGGUGUUAUUCUGAAUGAAGAUGCGUCUGAAGACACAAGCACCCAGCAGCAGCAGCAGCAGCAGCAGCAGGGGGGAGAUGAGAGGACAGCAGAGCUGAGAGAUGGUGCUCAGUGUGAGGGUCAGCCUGACUGCAACGGACCACCAGGUGGUGUUCUGAAUGAAGAUGCGCCUUUCUCUGGGGACACAGGCACCCAGCUGAGCUGUGUGACUAAUGGGCUGGCUGAAGAGGAGGAUGUGGAUGUGGAUGUGGAUGGGCAUGUGGUGACGGAGGAAGCCUCAGCCCAAAGAAGAAGCAGCAAUAACAGCAGCAGCAGCAGCAGCAGCAGCAGCAGUCUGGGAUGUGGAUCCCCAGCUCCAUCCCUCAAGCUGGUCCCCUUCCGUGCCCCAGAUGGUGUGUCCUCAUUCCCUCCUCCCCAGGAUGAUGUCGUGGAGGAGCACGAGGAUGAAGGAGCUGCUCCUGGAUCCUCCUCCUCCUCCUCCUCCGCCCCUCUAUGCCCACCUGUGGAGAGCACUGGACCCACCACGGCAGCCCUCCUGACAGAUGAAGGAGGCGCAUCUCAAAUGUCCUCCUCCUCCUCUUCUUCGUCCUCCUCCUCCUCCUCAUUUGCUGCUUUCCUGUCUUCGCACCCCUCCUCCAUCCACUCCUCCAACACUUCAUCCACCUCUUCCUCCUCCUCCUCCGUCGUCUUCUCUCCCCUGUCCUCUCCGGAGCAGCAGCAGCAGCAGCAGCAGGACUGGCCUUGUCAUAAAUCAACAGCCGGUGCCCAGACGUCAGAGGAGGCCUCGUCAGCGGAGGCGUACCGGGCGCCGGAGGGAGAGAAGCAGCAGCAGCAGCAGCAGCAGAGGCAGGGAAGGGGAUGGCAGGCCGAGCAGGAGCAGGAGCCCAACACAGGCACCCCGACGCCCACGCCGGCUGAUGGAUCCGGGUGGGGUGCGGCAGGGCCCGGCCCGGCGGCAGGGGCACCUAACGAGCACCCAGGCCCCCCGCCCCACGGCCGCGCCGGCCCCUUACUGCAUGCCGCUGGCUCUGGAGGGAGCUCGUUAGUGGGCGAGUCGCAGCUCGGCAACCUUUCGGAAGGCGGUGAGGCCGUGGGAGGGAGAAGAGCGGAGGGGGGAAGAAGGGAGUUGUCUCUCCCGCUAGCUAAUGUUCUUCCUCCUCCUGCUCCCUCUUCUCCUCCUAGUCUUUCGCCUCCUCCUCCUCCUCCUCCUCCUACUGCUCUGGUUGUCGAACCCCAUGUGGUGCCGAAGCCGGAGCCUGCAGACAAGCUUGCCGUCGAGGUCCAAUUUAACCGCGGAGUCCUGUCCUCGCUGUCUGUGCAAAGCACCCAGGCCCAUCAGCCAACGGAUCAGCCCCACACAGGCAGUGCAACCACCACCACCAGCAGCACCUCCACUUCUGGCCCCGAUUCCAACUCGGCUGCUGCGCCUGGUGGUGGUGGUGGUGGGGGCAUGGUGGGCUGGAUGUCCUGCGUGUUGAAGGACGCUGCCCAGCGUCACCUGCCCAGUGCCCCGCCGCUCCUGCAGCAGGCGGCCCCCGGCCUGGCGGGGCUCUACGCCCAGGUGUGCUCUCUGGCCAAGGAGGUGCCCCUGCUGCAGCAGUUGAAGCUGGAGCUGACCUUUGCCCCCGAGGCCACCCAUGCGGCGGCGGAGGCCAGGGACCUCGGGCUCGGGGGUGGUCAGCUGCGAUCCCACAGCCAGAUCCCUGAGCUGCUGUCCUCCUCCCCCUCUCCAGAAACGCGCCCUGAUGGAAACUCAAAUAUGGCAUUGGCGUUGGCUGAUGGGCUGAGGGCGUGUAAGGAACUAACGUCCCUGCUGCAGCCGAGUCCGGAGCUCCAGGGCCUCUGUGAGAACCACCAGGACUUGAGCUACCAGGGACAAUCGCUCCAGAGUAGUGGUGAUAUGGCCAACAAGAGAGGCUUACCCUGGCACGGUAAUGCAGAAACGCAGAGUACAAAUCCUGCAGGCCCCACAGGUCCCCCCAAAAUAAACUCGCUGACUGGGACUUCAGAAGACAAUGGCACGGCACAGGAUGUCAGCAGCCCGGCAGCAGCAGCCUCCCCCUGGGCAUCGUCCAUGCAGGUGUGGGCCCAGAGACUGGUAGAGUUCCCCCCUCCCUUGCAACACCUGCAGUCCCUCCCCGUGGACCGCCUGUUGCCCUGUCUGCUGGGCGUGCUGCCGGAUGGGGCUCUGGUGCUCUCCUCCGGGCGGCCUCUGGCUCUCUGCUGGCUCAGCGUCGGCACCUGCUCCCACCCGGAGCCCCAACCAGCCCUCGCUCUCCUCCUGGAGUCUGGCCUCUACACCUUCAAGGCAGCAUGCACACAGUGCAGCCAGGCCUCUGGUUGUAGUCACCAGUUGGCUUCGCACUGCCUGAGUGUCUUCCACCACCUGCCCUUUGCCCAGCUGAGGGACAUCCACGUGGGCUUUGCUGGCCUCAGCCUGAGGCUCAUGGGCACCACGGCAGCACACCUCGUGACUCUGUAUACCCACAGCGCGACACUGACCCAGGAUCUGUGCCGCAGCAUGCUGUCCGUGGUGGCUCAGGGGGAAACGGAUGUAGACAAACACCCCUUGCUGACCGGAGACCUGCUGCGGGUGGCGCUGGACUGGGCGUCUCCUCACACACCGGACCUGCUCCUUGCCGCCGGGUUGCGGGUUGGUAGCUGCUUCCCGAGGAGCCUGGCGCAGCUGGUGUGCCUGCUGCACGGCAACAUGAAGGGCCGACGGCCGGCGCUGGCACAGGUGCGGCUACUGCUCUAUGCCACCGUCCUCCUCGUGCACCCUUUGGCGCCCGUUGCCCCCAAGUCCCACAAAUCUUACGCCAUCGUGGGGAUGGACGCCUCGAAGGAGGUGGAGGAGGAAGCGUCAGCUGACAUGGUCCAGUUCUUCCUAACGGACACCCACCUGGGGCUGGUGAGAGAGGACGCCGUCUUCUACCCGCCUCCGCGCUCCUUGUCGCUGGCGCCCAGCCGCCCCCAGUUCAGCCUGGUCCAGCUGCGUGGCCGUGACGACGUGCGGUGUGUGGUGGUCAAGGAUGCCACCCGGCUGGAGGUGGUGCUGGCACACCCCGACUCCACCACCAGCGGUGGGCCUCAGGGGGGCCACCACACCACCACCACCACCACCACCACCACCAAUGCCACCGGUCACACCCCCGGUCGCACCAGGACCAGCAUGCUCUGGGCUGAGCUGGAGGACUCUUCCCAUCAUCCAUCUGUGCAGGCCGAGGUGUGGAAAUUAAGUUUCGCCGGCGCUGCCGAGGCCUCCUGCCUGAUUAAUUACUUGUCAGACAGCUGAUCGCGGGGAAGCUCCAAGCUCAGAGGCGAAUAAUUAAUCCAGCCGGAGGAUGUGGA
Messenger RNA from Engraulis encrasicolus (European anchovy), 5462 nucleotides. It is a transcript of the gene kif16bb, whose product is annotated as kinesin family member 16Bb. NCBI's taxonomy places the organism in Eukaryota, Metazoa, Chordata, Actinopteri, Clupeiformes, Engraulidae. The record is from RefSeq and is a predicted model, not a curated record. The transcript is spliced from 21 exons. Bases 1 to 5406 code for a protein of 1801 amino acids. Gene Ontology annotation, biological process: microtubule-based movement. Gene Ontology annotation, molecular function: microtubule binding; microtubule motor activity; ATP binding.